CCUCCUGCCUGCAGGGGAGGAGCGAACUGAACCGCCCCUCCGGGGCCAGCCCCUGCCCGGCAUCCCCUUCGCCCGCAGCCUUGACCCGCAUGCCCAGCCAUGGCAGCCUCACUGAGCCGUCCCUGCUUCAUCUCCCUCCACAUCCCCUACAGGCAGAGCUGGGCCCAGGACUUGGCCAAAAGCUUUCGCUUCCAUCCGGUGGCUGUGCGGGAGACGCCACGGGUCCGGCAGGUGGCCGUGCAACGGGGAGCUGCUGUCUUCCUCGUCAACGAACGCCUGGCACCGGAGCCUACCCACAGCUCCUCUCACGAUUUCCUCUAUGAUGUGGAUCCUCGUCCCACUGUGGGCACAGCCUCCAAUGUCUGCUUUGAAGUGGGUGAUGUACCAGGGCUCUGCAAGUGGCUGCAAAGCCAGGGAUGCUCCCUGCCAGUGCCCCCCACUGAAGUGAGGGAUGACAACGGUUCUGUCACCUAUGGGGUGGCAAGCUCUGUUGUGGGCAACAUCAGCCAUACCCUUUUGGACAGAUCUCACUACCGGGGACCUUUCCUGCCUGGCUUCCAGCCCAUCCAAGGAGCUUCCUCAGCCACAAAGGAUAGGAUCGAGAUCACCCACUUUGACCAUAUCACUUACGUAUGUCCACGGGGUGGUGCCCGGGGAGCUCUGGACUGGUACCAGCGCUGCUUUGGCUUUCACCGCUUCUUGCUGAACCCACAGGAGAGGCCAGAUGAAGGGUACAAGCUUGAAGGGCAGGGAGUGGGCAUGCUGCUCCUUGCACUGCAGAGUGCCCAGAGCACCCCAGCACAUGGCUGCAAGCUCGUCUUUGCUGAGUCUCUCUCAAAGGAUGGUACCAACCAAGUUGAUACCUUUCUAGAGCAGCAUGGUGGGGCCGGGAUCCAGCAUGUUGGCCUCUGCACCACUGAUAUCGUCACCACAACCAGGGCUUUGCAAGAGCAGGGUGUACGUUUUUUCACGCCCCCUACCACCUAUUAUAGCCAGGGGAGCAAAGCAGUGGAGAUCCAGGGUGCUGGGCAGGACCCACACACACUGGCAGAGCUUGGCAUUCUACUGGACACUAGUGUGUCCAGAGACAAGGGGCAACUAGGCAAAGAUGCUGCAGAGAGCCCUUCCCAGGAGUAUUUAAUGCAGAUCUUCACCCAUCCCAUCUUCUCCGAGGACACCUUCUUUCUAGAGCUCAUUGACCGGCGUGGAGCACCAGGCUUUGGGGAAGGCAAUAUACAGGCACUGUGGAAAGCUGUGCAGGUCUAUAUGGGCCAGCAGCAGUAGCGGCAGCAUUGCAGUUCUCCUCCCUCAGCUCCCUAUUCACUCUGGGGAAAGGUGCUGGUGCCUGUGGUAUGGCCCAGGCGGGCAGGGACCAAGGGAAUUCUCAAAGUCAAACUGCAACAUGGGAGGGAGUUGCUCAGGGGCAAGUCCAGUGGAGCUCUGAAGAUCCCGCAGGAUGGUGGGCGAUUUCUCCCCAACUUGGGUUCCAGAAUACAUUGACCUCUCAUCAAAAACUUGCUGCCUUAUUUUUUAAUUUCAUGAGACUUGUGCCUGCAGCAUGGGCAUGAACACUGCUGGCACAGCAAUACCCCCAGACAUGGGGAUGAGGGAUGUGGAUGAUCUGGGGGCCACAAAGGGGCUGUGUGUCAAUGGUUAGCACCCAGAGCACAAACAGUCCUCCAGCAACAGGCUCCUGCUUCUCUCAAUUAAAGAACUAACCUGCA
This is a messenger RNA of Pogoniulus pusillus (Red-fronted tinkerbird), 1724 nucleotides long. It is a transcript of the gene HPDL, whose product is annotated as 4-hydroxyphenylpyruvate dioxygenase like. The coding region runs from base 100 to 1284 and encodes 394 amino acids. Gene Ontology annotation, molecular function: 4-hydroxyphenylpyruvate dioxygenase activity. The record is from RefSeq and is a predicted model, not a curated record. NCBI's taxonomy places the organism in Eukaryota, Metazoa, Chordata, Aves, Piciformes, Lybiidae. The transcript has 2 exons. Gene Ontology annotation, biological process: aromatic amino acid metabolic process.